AUGGAAGAUGCAUGGAGUAAAAUAAGCCAGGAAAUGAACCUACCAACAGCUGAAUCAAAGAAAAAAAUGGACUCUUUACUAAGGUCUUACAGGAGGGAAAAGUCGAGAGAAAAAAAAGCUGAAUCACAGGAUCAGUUCGUGGUGAAAUAUAUGUUUCGAAUUGGUAUGCCUAUGAAGCCUUCAGUUUUCUGGGAGACAGAAAUCACCCAGGAAAUACACAAGAUACUUUAG
Molecule: messenger RNA, 231 nt
Organism: Parnassius mnemosyne (clouded apollo)
Lineage: Eukaryota; Metazoa; Arthropoda; Insecta; Lepidoptera; Papilionidae
Source: the annotation of a GenBank genome assembly